Messenger RNA from Bombus pyrosoma, 1197 nucleotides. Its product is annotated as galactose mutarotase-like. The transcript is spliced from 7 exons. Gene Ontology annotation, biological process: beta-D-galactose catabolic process via UDP-galactose, Leloir pathway; glucose metabolic process. The record is from RefSeq and is a predicted model, not a curated record. Gene Ontology annotation, molecular function: aldose 1-epimerase activity; carbohydrate binding. The coding region runs from base 1 to 1197 and encodes 398 amino acids. Lineage: Eukaryota; Metazoa; Arthropoda; Insecta; Hymenoptera; Apidae.
AUGUCCGUAGCGGAAACAUUUAUCGAGGAAGAUGGUUUUGGGCUCGUUCCCAGGCCAGAUCGUAAUAAAUAUAAUAAAUCAUUCGAAAUUGUUAGAAGAUACACAAUGACGAACAAACACAAAGCAUCGGUGCAGUUGAUAUCUUGGGGCGCUGGUAUUCAAGCUAUUAAAGUUCCAAAUCAGUCAGGAAUUUUAGGUGAUGUUGUUUUAGGAUUCGACGAUAUGGAGGGUUAUUUGAAGAACAGGUACAUAGGAAGCAUAAUCGGACGAGUGGUGAAUCGCAUUUCUUGUGCCAAAAUGAGGAUUGAAAAUAAGAUUUACUGUUUAUCUCCGAAUGAUAAAAAUGGCAUUGACCAUUUCAACGGUGGCUUCGUUGGAUUUGAUAAUGUUAAUUGGAAUUCUUGCAUAAUGAAGAAGCAUGUGGUUAUGUCUCACGUAAGUCCAGCAAAAUACGAAGGAUACCCAGGGGAUAUGUUAACGCAGAUUAAAUACUCUUGGACCGACGAUAAUCAACUUCUUAUGAAUAUUCGUGCUACUGCUACGCAACCAACCCCUGUUAACAUUGCUUCUAAUUGUUUGAUGAAUCUCGCUGGUCAUGCUGCUGGUUCACGCGAAUUGAAGAAACAUCUAAUUUCGUUGAACGCAGAUAGCUGGACACCUGCGGAUAUUAGGAACAAUCUGCCGACAGAUGCUAUAUAUCCAGUUGAUCGUACAGUGUUCGACCUACGUUUACCGACUCAGUUAACCAAGAGGCGGCUUUACAUCGUACCAGGGGGUGGUUACAAUCAAAAUCUCUGCAUAAAUAGUCCCAGCAGUUGGUCUUACCGAUUUCACGCUAGAAUAAUUCACCCUGGUUCAGGAAGAACUUUAGAAGUAUAUUCGAAUCAUCCAGGACUACAAUUUUCCACCGGAAACGAUUUGCCAGAUCCUGAUUGUAAUUAUCCACCUGAUUUUGAGGAUUACUGCGAUUGCACGGAUAAUGAGCCGAAAAUAAAAGAGCAACGGAAAGAAAUUUGGGGGAAGGAUGGUGUACGAUAUCAAAGGCACGGUGGGUUUAUUUUGUCGCCACAAAACUAUCCCGAUGCGGUCAAUAUAAGCAAUUUUCCUUCUUGCAUACUUUAUCCUGGCCAGGUUUACGCACACGAUGUAACAUAUAAGUUUGGUUUAUUGUCAGAAAAUUUAGACAUGCCCACUUGA